AUGCGCUUCCCCAGAUUUUUACAACAUUCCACCACAGCUUUGCUCUGCGGGGGGCUUAUGGGAACCACACUCGCAAAGGGAGACCAGCCCAAUAUAGCUGUCCAAACCCUGAUACCUCAAGUAGAUCCUACCAACACAAACGUAGUCACCGGUAUCGGGGUCUCCUAUCCAACCGCCUCAACAAAUCACAAGAGCAACGGCAGCAUCAUCAACAGCAAAGAAGGAUACGAGACUGAAGUCCACAGCCUCUACGUCACCACAACAGCCAUCACAUUCGUCGAUCUCGUUCUUCCCGAGAGUGAGGAUGAUGAGGAUGACCGCGGGAGCAACACGGAGAUGCCCACGGAGAUGCCCACAUGGACGGUCUUCUUUUUUGCAGCAGUACUGGACGUUGUUAUUCGAGGGGCUUUUGUUUGA
This is a messenger RNA of Neurospora tetrasperma FGSC 2508, 417 nucleotides long. RefSeq lists its product as uncharacterized. The transcript is spliced from 2 exons. The record is from RefSeq and is a predicted model, not a curated record. The coding region runs from base 1 to 417 and encodes 138 amino acids. NCBI's taxonomy places the organism in Eukaryota, Fungi, Ascomycota, Sordariomycetes, Sordariales, Sordariaceae.